CCCUGCGCUCCUCUCACCAGCUCCACCCGCCUCAGCCCCAGGCACCACCAUGACCGGCUCCUGCUGCGCCCAGCCCUGCUGCCAGCGCGACCCCUGCUGCUGCCGCCCCGUGUCCUGCCAGACCACCGUGUGCCGCCCCGUGACCUGCGCGCCCCGCUACACGCGCUCCAUCUGCGAGCCCUGCCGCCGCCCUGUCUGCUGCGACCCGUGCAGCCUGCAGGAGGGCUGCUGCCGCCCCAUCACCUGCUGCCCCUCGUCCUGCCAGGCCGUGGUCUGCCGCCCGUGCUGCUGGGCCACCCCGUGCUGCCGGCCGGUGUCGGUGCGGUCCCCAUGCUGCCGCCCGCCCUGCUGCCAGCCCGCCCCCUGCCGCACCGUCUGCAGGACCUUCCCCUCUUGCUAAGAAAACCCCC
Messenger RNA from Phacochoerus africanus (Common warthog), 410 nucleotides. Its product is annotated as keratin-associated protein 2-3-like. Bases 50 to 400 code for a protein of 116 amino acids. The record is from RefSeq and is a predicted model, not a curated record. Gene Ontology annotation, cellular component: keratin filament. NCBI's taxonomy places the organism in Eukaryota, Metazoa, Chordata, Mammalia, Artiodactyla, Suidae. The transcript has a single exon.